UUUAAAAAAAAAAAAAAAAGAUAAGAACAAAUAUUCAGGUAAGAGAGAGAAAGAGAAGGACCUGAUAAUGAAAGUGAGUGAAAGCUGGUUGUUUUUAAGCUUUGGAGCUUUAGUAAUGGAGAAAACGCCAUUUUCUACUCUCUGAUCAUCAAAGAAGAAAAAAGAAAGAGCAAAAGCGCCUCUUUUCUUCCAUUUCUCUCUUGCAUGGAAAGCUCGACAAUACUCUCGGACUCUGCAGAAUUCGCGAGAUUUGACCGAAUUGAAUCUUUGGCGGUUUUGGAUUAAUCUGUGAUUGAGGAAGGAAUCGCCCGAGAUUUUUUGAUUUGGAAGAUUUAAUGCUUGCGGUUUUGUUUAUUAAACCUGUGGAUCGUGUCCUUUGGUUGUUUGUUCUCUCCAGCAUUUACUCGGCGAAUCGAAAUUAAUCCUCAAAACCUUGAUUUUGAUCAGUUAUGGAGUGGUAGAUAGCAAAAGUAAAGGUUUUUGUAUUAUUGCUUUGGAAGAACGAAGAGAAGCAGAAGAAACUGAAAGAAAAUCGAAAAUUAAGGCCUAAUGAGGGAGGUAGUUGAGAAAAGCUUGGAUCCCCAACUAUGGCAGGCCUGCGCGGGAGGGAUGGUGAACAUCCCUCCGAUGAACUCUAAAGUUUUCUACUUCCCGCAAGGUCACGCCGAGCACGCCCAGGCCCACGUCGAUUUCCCCGCUUCCAUGAGGAUCCCGUCCUUCGUUCUCUGCCGAGUGGCUUCCCUCAAGUUCAUGGCCGACCCUGAGACCGACGAGGUUUUCGCCAAGAUGAGGCUUUUGCCUUUGGGGAACAAUGAACUUGAUUCCGACGACGAUAAGGUUUUGGGGUCCGCCGAUGGGUCUGAGAACCCGGAGAAGCCGGCUUCGUUUGCGAAGACGCUCACUCAAUCGGACGCCAACAAUGGUGGGGGCUUUUCGGUUCCGAGGUACUGCGCGGAGACGAUCUUUCCGCGGUUGGAUUACUCGGCGGAUCCGCCGGUUCAGACGGUGGUGGCCAAGGAUGUCCACGGCGGGCUUUGGAAGUUUAGGCAUAUAUAUAGAGGGACGCCGAGACGCCAUUUGCUGACCACUGGGUGGAGCAAUUUUGUUAACCAGAAGAAGCUGGUUGCUGGAGACUCAAUUGUGUUCCUGAGGACGGAAACUGGGGAUAUUUGUGUGGGGAUUAGGCGAGCCAAGAGAGGGAUUGGUGGCGGACCCGAACCGCCUUCUGGGUGGAACAAUGGCUAUGGCGGGUUCUCGGUGUUCUUGAGGGAGGACGAGAGCAAGAUGGGUAGAAAUGGGUGUGGGAAUUCCAGUCCUGGUGGUGGGAAUAUGAGAGGGACUGGAAGGGUGAGGCCUGAAGCAGUUGUUGAGGCUGCGGUUCGUGCGGCCAAUGGGCAGCCGUUUGAAGUCGUAUAUUACCCGCGUGUCAGCACGCCGGAGUUCUGUGUCAAGGCCUCCGCCGUGAAAGGGGCUAUGAGGAUUCAGUGGUGUUCUGGGAUGAGGUUCAAGAUGGCGUUCGAAACUGAGGAUUCUUCUCGGAUAAGCUGGUUCAUGGGAACUAUAAACUCUGUUCACGUUGCUGACCCUGUUCUCGUUGCUGACCUGAACCGCUGGCCUCAUUCCCCCUGGCGGCUUCUCCAGGUGACAUGGGAUGAACCAGAUUUACUGCAUAAUGUGAAGCGGGUCAACCCAUGGUUGAUUGAAUCAGUCUCAAAUAUGCCCAUUAUCCCCUUGUCAUCAUUCUCACCACCAAGAAAGAAGUUGCGGCUCCCGCAACACCCUGACUUUACUCUUGACGGCCAAUUUCUGGUACCGUCGUUUUUAGGUAAUCCCCUUGGGCCCAGCAGCCCCAUGUGUUAUCUACCCGAUAACACUCCUGCAGGCAUACAGGGAGCCAGGCAUGCUCUAUUUGGAAUAUCUUUAUCAGAUCUCCACCUUAACAACAAGCUGCAGUCAGGGCUGUUCCAUUCCAGUUUUCAGCAGUUGAAUCAACACUCUAGAAUUUCUAAUGAAAUCAUCACAGGCAAUGCAAACCGCAAUGAGAGCCUAUCCUCUUUGCUCACAAUGGGAAAUUCUACACAGAAUUUGGAGAAAUCUGAUAGUGUUAAACUUAAGAGACAUCAAUUUGUACUUUUUGGUCAGCCAAUACUCACUGAGCAGCAGAUCUCCAAUAAUGGUUCUAGUGACACAGUCUCAGAAGUUUCUAACGGGAAAAGUCUAACAGAUGGGAAUCCAGAAGGUGCGAAAUUUCAUUCUAAUGGCUCAGGAUCUCUACCUGAACAGCAGGCUUCAUCAAAUACUGGGAUUUCAUGGCUUAAGGGUCUUCAAGCUACUGAAUUUGGUCUGGAUACUGGCCACUGUAAGGUAUUUAUGGAAUCUGAGGAUGUUGGACGGGUUCUUGACCUUUCUGUUCUUGGCUCCUAUGAGGAGUUGUACAGGAGGCUGGCCAACAUGUUUGGAAUAGAAAGAUCGGAAAUGCUGAGCCAUGUUCUUUACCAUGAUGCAACUGGAGCUGUUAAACGAACCGGAGAUGAACCAUUCAGUGAUUUUAUGAAGACGGCAAAAAGGCUGACCAUUUUAACAGAUUCGGGCAGCAAAAAUAUGGGAAGGGCGCGGAUUACAGGGAUGCGAAAUGCUGAAAAUGGGCUGGGCGCAUCAAACAAGACAGGUCCUUUGAGUAUAUUUGCGUGAUCUAGUGUGUCUCUUGUAAACUUUUAUUAUUAUUAUUAUUAUUUUUUAAGAAUGAACAAUUGUUGAGGGAUCCUUAAACUUCGUAGUCUUGAAUGGAGAAAAAGACUAUUGAACUC
Molecule: messenger RNA, 2807 nt
Organism: Morus notabilis
Lineage: Eukaryota; Viridiplantae; Streptophyta; Magnoliopsida; Rosales; Moraceae
Product: auxin response factor 18
Exons: 6
Coding region: 550-2691 (713 amino acids)
Biological process (GO): response to hormone; regulation of DNA-templated transcription
Cellular component (GO): nucleus
Molecular function (GO): protein binding; DNA binding
Source: RefSeq, a predicted model, not a curated record